GACUGGAAGAAGAAUGCUCCGAGGCCGAUCCCUUUCUGUGACAUCGCUGGGCGGGCUUCCUCAGUGGGAGGUUGAAGAACUUCCCGUGGAGGAUUUACUGCUCUUCGAAGUAGCUUGGGAAGUAACCAAUAAAGUGGUCCGAGAUGUUUCCAAGGAACAGCUGCUGCUGAAAUUGUGAACAAGUGUCCCAAGCUGAAGAGCCACUUCUCUUGCAAGAUACCUUUAGACAAGAGGAAAAUUGCUGAUAGAUUUUUAAGGAGGCAUGACUGGCCCAACCCUCAUGCCAAACCUAAUGACACAAACACAGAUUUUCGCACAGUAUUUCAUUUUGUCCUCUCUGGCAUUAUUGACACUACUAGUAAAACACAAAGUCAAAAAAAGACAUUUCCUCUUGGAAAAUAUACACAUCCUCGGAUCCGGCGUGUCUACAUCUAGAAAAUUGUCCUGGGGGGAAAAUAAGAAGAGCGCCAAAAGAUAUGCGUUCGGUGGCAUCUAUACUGUGAUUCAGACAAAGGCCAGAACCACAGCAGAUGAGUGGGGAGACAAUUAUUUUCUGAUUGGCCCAUAUUUUGAGCAUAAUAUGAAGACACAGGUGGAACCGUGUGAACCUACAAAUGAUGCUAUUAGAAGAGCAGUGGACGUAAUGAAUAAACACGGCUGCCAGGUGCACUUUGGAAGAUGGCUGAUAGAAGGGAGUCCUUAUGUGGUGCUCUUUGACAUAGGCUCUUCGGCUUGGAACCUGGACAGGUGGAAGGGUGACCUCUGGGAAGCAUGCAGUGUCGGCAUCCCUUAUCACGACCGAGAAGCCAAUGAUAUGCUGAUAUUUGGAUCUUUAACUGCCUGGUUCUUAAAAGAGGUGACAGAUCUUGCCGACGGGAAGCAUGUCAUUGCCCAGUUCCAUGAAUGGCAAUCUGGAACUGGACUGAUCCUUUCCCGAGCUCGGAAACUUCCUAUUGCUACAAUAUUCACCACCCACGCCACACUGCUUGGGAGGUAUCUCUGUGCAGCAAACAUUGAUUUCUAUAACCAUCUUGAUAAGUUUAACAUAGACAAAGAGGCCGGGGAGAGGCAGAUUUACCAUCGGUAUUGCAUGGAACGAGCUUCGGUCCACUGCGCCCAUGUGUUCACCACAGUGUCUGAAAUAACAGCAAUGGAGGCAGAACAUAUGUUGAAGAGAAAGCCUGAUGUGAUUACUCCAAAUGGCUUGAAUGUUAAGAAAUUUUCAGCAGUACAUGAAUUUCAAAAUCUACAUGCCAUGUACAAGGCCAGGGUUCAAGAUUUUGUCCGAGGUCAUUUCUAUGGUCACUUGGACUUUGAUCUUGAAAAGACUUUGUUCCUUUUCAUUGCUGGGAGGUAUGAAUUUUCAAACAAAGGAGCUGACAUCUUCCUAGAAUCCUUAUCCAGGCUAAAUUUCCUGCUGAGGAUGCAUAAGAGUGACGUCACAGUGGUAGUGUUUUUCAUUAUGCCUGCCAAGACAAAUAAUUUCAAUGUGGAAACCCUCAAAGGCCAGGCAGUGCGAAAACAGCUAUGGGACAUUGCCCAUUCUGUGAAGGAAAAGUUUGGAAAGAAACUCUAUGAUGCAUUAUUAAGAGGAGAAAUUCCUGACAUGAACAAUAUUUUGGAUCGAGAUGAUCAAACAAUUAUGAAAAGAGCCAUCUUUUCAACUCAGCGACAGUCUUUGCCUCCAGUGACCACUCACAACAUGAUUGAUGACUCCACUGACCCCAUCCUCAGCACCAUUAGACGGAUUGGACUUUUCAACAGCCGCACAGACAGAGUCAAGGUGAUUUUACACCCAGAGUUCCUGUCCUCCACCAGCCCCUUACUCCCCAUGGAUUAUGAAGAGUUUGUCCGAGGCUGUCACCUUGGGGUCUUUCCAUCCUACUAUGAACCGUGGGGUUACACUCCAGCUGAAUGCACUGUGAUGGGGAUCCCCAGUGUGACAACCAACCUCUCUGGCUUUGGCUGUUUCAUGCAGGAGCACGUGGCUGAUCCUACUGCUUACGGAAUUUACAUUGUCGACCGGCGCUUUCGCUCUCCCGACGACUCUUGCAACCAGCUGACUCAGUUUCUCUAUGGAUUUUGUAAACAGUCGCGCCGCCAAAGAAUAAUUCAGAGGAACCGAACUGAGAGGCUCUCAGAUCUUCUGGAUUGGAGAUACUUAGGCAGAUAUUACCAGCAUGCAAGGUACCUGACAUUAAGCAGAGCUUUUCCUGAUAAAUUCCACAGGGAGCCUACAUCACCGCCAACAGAGCCAAUGUCUCAUGUAAAUCUCUACAGACAAGCUUCCAGGGUCUCUGGCAAGGAAUGUGUGCAACAAGAGUCAUCAACUUCAGGGACUCCUACGAGCUCGUCAAGUAUUUGUAGAUCCUCUGAGUUCAAGAUGUCAUUUCCCAAUCAGUAGUCACCUUUACUAUAAACAAUGUACCUAAAAACACACCUUAUAUUCUAUCUGUAUCGGGUGUCCAAGGGAACAGAUCUGGAAAGUUAGGCUAAGGUAAAAUUUGUCCAUUAGAAAAUGUUCAUGACUGUAACAGAGUUAAUUGCUUAGCUCAUUUAGAGUCAUCAUUCUGCUUGAUGGUAAUGUACCUUAUUUAUCCGUUUAUACAACUUACUCAGCUAAUAAGUAUUGAGCUUCUACUGUGGCCCAAAUCCUAAGUGCCGGGACUUGACUCUUUUUUUAUAUCUCUUUCAGGUAAAACAUCUGAACUUUGCAAUGACUAUAUAUGUGACAUAAUAAUAAUGUAUAAGAAUAUGUGAAAUACAGAGUGACAAAUGCUGUAACAAUUUUAUCCUUUUGUCUUCCCUAUGGAGCAGGUGCAGCCCUAGAGGGCCAGGAUCGUGUUUCUCAUUUUUGUUCCCUCAAUGGCAUUAUGGUGCCUGACUCAUGGCUGGGACUUAGUACAUGUCUAUCAAAUCAAAUUAUUUUACUAUCUUAGGUAGAAGGGCAAUUUGAUUAAAAUCUACUGCUAUUUACUCAUUAACUGAAUUAAAAGUAAGUGGUGGGAUUUCAGGGUCAACGAAGUGGCCUGGCUUUGAGGAUUCUUUCAAACGGUGGUGGUCUGUGGUAGGUCUCACGGGCUUCACCUUCAUGGAAAAAAUAUGAAGCAUGACAGAGACUGACGAUAGCGGCAGUGUAAUGUGGCCGUUGGUAUUAAAGGCUCUCAAAUGACCACAGAUCUUGGUACAAAUCUUUGCUCUACCACUUACUUAUAUGCUCUAUGACCUUGGGCAUAUCAUUCAGCCUCUCCGUCCCUCCAUUUCUUCUGUAAAUGGGAGGAACAAUUACACAGAAGUGUUGUUACAAAGAUUAAAUAAAAUUAAGAUCUAUAUCUAUAUGUACAUACAGCACUUGGCACAUUUAGUGCUUAAUAAAAGAAAGCAACUUGUUUAAUGAAUCUCUCUUAGGCUUGGUGGUACCAG
Molecule: messenger RNA, 3423 nt
Organism: Manis javanica (Malayan pangolin)
Lineage: Eukaryota; Metazoa; Chordata; Mammalia; Pholidota; Manidae
Source: RefSeq, a predicted model, not a curated record